AACUCUCACUCUUCAAGGGAAACUAUUUCAGUUGCUGUCACUGCUCUGAGGAAAAUUCAGCUACUACACUAUUUGUCUGGUAACAUGACCAGCAAGAAAGUAAUUGCAGUGUUUGGAGCAACAGGAGCUCAGGGUGGCUCUGUGGCCAAGGCCAUUUUGGAGAGCAAAAAGUUUGCUGUGAGAGCUCUGACCAGGGAUGUGACUCGACCCAAUGCAUUGGUGCUCCGUGACCUUGGUGCUGAAGUGGUAAAAGGGGACCUGAAUGAUGAAGCAUCAGUGGAGGCUGCCUUAAAAGAUGCCUAUGGGGCCUUUGUGGUGACCAACUUCUGGGACCAUCUCAGCAAAGAGAAAGAAGUGUGUCAGGGAAAGUCGGUGGCGGAUAUCGCCAAGCGCCUGGGUCUGAAGCAUGUGGUGUACAGUGGCCUGGAGAAUGUCAAGCGCCUGACUGGUGGAAAGUUGGAAGUUGAGCACUUUGAUGGGAAGGGAGAGGUAGAGGAAUAUUUCUGGUCCAUUGGUGUUCCUAUGACCAGCGUCCGCUUGGCAGCUUACUUUGAAAACUUCCUCACCAUGUGGAAGGCUGUGAAAGCCUCUGAUGGAGAUUACUACACCUUGGCACUGCCUAUGGGGGACAUACCAAUGGAUGGCAUCUCCGUUGCUGACGUUGGAGCAGUUGUCUCUAGCAUUUUUAAUUCUCCAGCAGAGUUUUUAGGCAAAGCUGUGGGUCUCAGUGCAGAAGCAUUAACAGUACAGCAAUAUGCUGAUGUUUUGUCCAAGACUCUGGGGAAAGAAGUCCGAGAUGCAAAGAUCACCCCAGAAGCUUAUGAGAAGCUGGGAUUUCCUGGAGCGAAGGAAAUGGCCGACAUGUUUCGAUUCUAUCACAUGAAGCCAGACCGUGAUGUCCAGCUCACCCACCGACUAAACCCCAAAGUCAAAAGCUUCAGCCAGUUUAUCUCGGAGAACCAGGGAGCCGUCAAGGGCAUUUAAGCUGUUCAAACAGCCCCUGACCAUGCAAAUGUCUCCUCCAUGAUUCUGGUCCUCUUGACAGCACAUCUCCAUUUUAGAACAGAAAGGUUAGAAUGCAAUCGUUUGCGACACCAAAGGCUUCCCCGAAGUUCUCUCUUAAGUAGGAAACAUGGAAACAGCGACUGAACAUAGUAAUUCGAGUCACAUCUAACUUUCCAGCUACUGAUAGGUUGGGACACCGGUGUGGUUAGAUAAGAAGCCCCAAACCCGGCACCAGCGCCUCCCAACAGCCAGGUCCCCCCACCCCAAGGCUCUGGCUGGAGGAGCCCGGAGCACCUUCCCCCACACAAAACAGGGCGGGGGGGCAGCCACUCAGCCUUCUCCCGCCCAGUGAUCCUGAGCCCUGGCUCUGCAACUCCCAUCGGCAGCUCCAGCUGUUUUUCAAGUGCGUUGUCACAUUCUUAGUGAACUUUUAAGUAAUUUAAAUUUCUCAAAAAUCUUUUCAGGGAAACUUCUGGGGAGCACGACAUCCAAUGAACAAGCACAAGUGUUAGAGACUCUAAAGUUCAGUUUUACUUCCAGGUUGACAGUUCCUUCUCUGGUUCAUUCACUAAAUCAUCUAUUGAAUCAUUCAAUUAUUCAUCUCUCCAUUCCCCUAUUCUUCAUUUAGGCAUUUUACAACUUUAUUUUUAGUGCCAGUGCUGAUGGUGCAUUUGCAGACUUCUCUCCCCUCCGGUGUGUUUUCUUAUCAGACUGGUCCACGCUUCAAAGGCUGCCAUGGCUCCUAUUCAGCUUGUGGUUGGCUUCGUGUCAUGCUAGGGCAAGGGGGCCAUCUACCCAUUUAGGUGAAAGCAAAACCCAGAGGCUCUGCAGUGGGUGAAGGCAGGGCUUGAGGGAAGAGCUGGGGAAAGGUAAGGAAGUGGAAAGAGGAGUCGAUGGGAGGGCCCCCGUAGUAUCUUUGCAUAUCUCUGGCUGAGCAUUUUCUACACUGCAUUGUAACUGCCUCAUUUACUAGUCUUCCUCUUGGCUGUGAGUGACUUGUACUCCUCCCUAUCCUGGUGCUUGGUGCAUGACAGGAGAUCAAUAAAUGUUGGUUUUCUAAAUGAGUGAA
Molecule: messenger RNA, 2074 nt
Organism: Phyllostomus discolor (pale spear-nosed bat)
Lineage: Eukaryota; Metazoa; Chordata; Mammalia; Chiroptera; Phyllostomidae
Product: nmrA-like family domain-containing protein 1
Exons: 5
Coding region: 85-984 (299 amino acids)
Source: RefSeq, a predicted model, not a curated record